ACUUGUAAUAUCUCGAGACUUUAAUUAAAAUGUCUGUUAGACAUUUAAAAUAUAGGUCAGAAUUAAUUAAUCAGAAGUUCUCGGGAUAAAAAUCUCUAACACAAGACGCAUAAUGUAAAUUACACGUAAGACUACACAACCUUUCGUUAAAAUUAUUAAGCUUCUCCUUUAUUCUAAAGCUUAUUUCAAAAUCCUCUUUACUGUUUGCAGCUAAUAACUAAUUUACAAGCUGAAAAGCUCAUUACAACCUAUUUAGUUACUUUCAUUUCGUUUCUCGAAGUGCAAAAAAGCGCCAAAACAAUUACGCAAUUAUACAAUUUCGACUUUCAACAACCUUAUUACAAUUCUACGUUACUUAACGAAGAACCCAUCUUUAAUUACUUUUCCGUCUUAUGUAUUCUUCACGGAAACGUUCAGUUAUUUUAACAACCGUAAAUUAUUUCGUAUAGGUUUUGUCGCGCGUGUACGCCACCACGAAGUUUCUAUCCAUUUUUACGAUCCGACGCAACUUCUAUCCAUCCCCGAUUGAUGUCUUUCGACUUCUCGUCCCUCGUGAAAAAUCGAGGUAACCGGAUAAACGUAGCAGAACGGGGGAAGAAAAAUGUUCGCGAUCCGUAUGGUCAUGUCGUUAGGAUGACUUUCGGACUUUCCCCUUUGGAAAGGGCGCGUUUCGUGACAAUAGCUUUAGCACGAGCUCAGUCGCGAGUAAUGCGGCACUAUCGCUAGUUACCGGAAAAACUUUUAAAUUGCUGGAGCUUCCUUUACUUAACGUCCAACGAGAUAUCCCGUUACGGCCCGCGUACGAACGUUCUGUACAGCGAAACGGGAAGAACGAAAGAACCUCGUUCCGAGCAUCGCAUCCACUUGGUACGCCGAUGAAGACGCAAAUAACGAUGCAAUUGGAACUUUAAGAGCAUUAAAGACGUUAAACACGAAAGCGGUCGACAUACAAUGUCCCUUUUUAAUCUACGUUUCGUAGUCUGCCGCAUGACAGCGGCGUCGACGAUGCAAUCAACGUGUAAUCGAAUCACUAAUCAAAGCGCUAAUCAGGACGUUCACGGAGCGACAAAAUUUCAGUAUAUUCAGAUGAUAUGAUUUCACCGGACAUUGAGGGAUCAGACGCGUAUUCAGUGUCGCCGUGCGAGGAAUAAACUUUUUUAAUACGCGCCGCGUAAACUGUAUUAUACGACGGCGAGGAAAAAAAUUGAUUCUAGCUGUUUUUCAAAGUGGUAAGCCCGGAUUAACGAUCAGUGAUACUCACGAUCACGACACCGACCCGACGGACUUCCACGUCAAAUUGGAUCGCCAGCGAGAAGCGAAAAUAUUAAAAUGUUGCGUUAAAUAAAAAUGCAUAAAUAAAUAAUUUCAAUUAGCGCGUGGGCAAAUAUAAAACAAUGUAAUCCUUAUAUUAAUAAUCGCACGUCGCCACUCUCUUUGAUAAUUUUACGUUAUUGCUAAUGACAUGCGUGUUACUUCGUUUUUAAAAUAAAUAAGUACCUUUUAUGAUACUGCAGCUUACGUAAGCAAAUAUUAGAUGUAAUAUUUACGCAUUCUACGGUACGCUGCGCUAAGUGAGCACAGCCACGCAAUCCCCAUUUGCUUAAUCCUACAACUAAUUAUGUUGAGGUUACUUUUUCAAAAAUUCACAAAAAUACGAGCGCAAGAUAACCGGCAGUAGUCCGCGGUCUCCGUCGUUAUAUAAAAGGCAACUUUUACCGAAACUCGCCGCAGGAAAAUGCGCUUUCCAGUGGCUAAGAGUAGACGUCCGUCCGCGGAAUUAAAAAGGCACGUGGUAUUUUAUAAAGUGCGCAACGAGCACGAUGACUCGAAUACGACAAAACACGAUUAACUUUACGUUCCACGCGCUCUCUCUCCAAUUAAACCUUAAUGCUUUCGUCACGUAGAUCGGUACCUUCCGCUUUACGGUCGCAUCUCGGGGAUAUUUUGCUUGUAAGAUGCCGACGUUAUAUUUUAUUAACGUAUAAUCCCUCCAAAGCUAUAAAAUAUCUUGAUAAUUUACUCGAAUAUAAAACGACGUUGAGAAUAUCGUAAAAUCCGUCCAUAUAAAUUGAAGAUAUGUAGCAGACAGCUAUAAAAAUGUUACGAUUAUGAAAAUAUGCUUCAAGAAAAUGAGCAUGUAUAUAAUCCCGGAGUCAAUACACCGCUUCUCCCAACGCGAAACUAUUAUAAUUCAACAGUAAUCACAAACGUACGAACGAAACGUCUUUUUUUUUUGCCUACUUCCUCCUAGUAAAUUUAAUGUUUCACAGCUUAUUAAUUUUUAUAAUCCUCCGAUUUUCGCAAAUUAUACUUGGAAACUAGGUUCUCGAAGUUUAAAUCAACGCGGCUAACUUGCAAAACUGCCCGCUAACUCUCGCGUUAGACGACUGGAUCCCUAUUUGUGACAAGGAGAUCGCGGUGGGGACGCAGACUCGUAGCUGAAAUUACGAAAGUUAUGCCGCGAGCUAAGCGCAGGAAGUGCAGGAAAAAGCAGGGGAAUGCCAGAUGCAGUCGAGGACACGGGCUUGAGAAUGGUCGAUAAGAGAAGAACGAGACGCGAACAUGAGCGGCCUUACUCGUGCAAACUUCGGCGCUCGCUCGGGGCGGCAUGCAGUUCUCUCCUCUCGUCCUCUCUCACCAGGAUCCUUCGGGCAGCAACCCUAAUCUCACCCGGUGGAAUUACGAUGAUCCUCGCCGAUUUUUUUAGUUUCCCGAAGCGCUGCGAGGGGCGAUAAUGCGCUCGACGAAAGUCGCGAACUGCCGGCCGACUGAUAACGGCCGCGUCGCCGAAAUGAAUGAGAAGAGAAAAUGAAUUGGAUCGUAGAUUAUGUCCGCGAACGCUUUUCCCUGCCGGCAAAUAAAGAGCACAGGUGUUCCCCGAUGCGCGCGCGAGUGUCGAUGAACAGCAAUCGAUCUCUCGUCGCCCGAGGUCGCCCGAGCUUUAUGAAUAGACGAAAACAUGUUACGAGAACAUUUUACGAAAAAAAAAAAUAUAUAUAUUUUACAGCAACGUUAGUUUUGUACAAUUUUGAAAAAGAGAUGAAAUCCGGAGAAACGAAAUUGCAAACGUCGCUGAAAUAAUUUUAAAUUAUUUUAAAAAAUUUUAAAAAGGAUUUUAAACCGCGCGGAUUUCCAGCAACCUAAGGAAGUGCAUUUUUUUUUUUUUUUAAUUUAAUGUUGUUAAUUAUCUUUCCCUCCCGGCGUUUCUGUUCAAUAUUAACAACGUUGACAUUAGCGUCAUUUAUGAUCAAAUAAAAGGAAAUAAAUACCCUCCCCCCCCCGCGUGCGCGCAUAUAUUUCUCCACGUACGGCACACAUUCGCUAUAUGCCUCUUUCAAUUAUAAAUCCCAAACUUUGCGGGGACUCAAUCAUCUGUACCGUGUUUGCCACGGCGCAGGAUUCUGGGUGGGUAUAACGUAUCGAUUAAUAAAUCAAGCGGCGCUUCAUUUCACGCGGUUACAUAUUGACACACGGAAUCUGAAUCGCAGGAGACCGGCUACGACACACCCUACCUGCUACGGCAACCGAUAGACGACUUAUUGCGUGUACAAAGGGCUCUACGUGUGUUGGGAGUCCGGAACGUUGAUCGAACGGCUGUCACCUGUACGACAAACCACCAUACCGAAAUUCCUGCUUGUACUAAACGCAGCUCGGUUAGAUGCUACGGAGCUCUCUGUGUAGCGCGAUUAAAUGCCGAUCUCUCUCGGAAGUGAAAGAAUCGCAGCUCGCUAUUUUAGAAUGGGAGCGUAUUCGCGGACUAUUCCCGUGCGCUAUAACACUGGCUUUUAUUUGCAAAAAAUCGCUUUUCUCGAAAAAAAAAAAAAGAAGAAGAGCGCGCGUGUUGGCGCACGCGCGUUUACACAUACACGCGCGCAUAUGCGGUAUCUACGUUUCCAUGUCUACAUGCAUGAACUAAAAGAAUUGUAAGAGAUUGCGACGUUAACUCCAUUAGUUAUAACAUAAAGCGACGGCGUAUGAGCAUUUUAACUCGGUUUCUCCUAUUCAGCCCGGUACGCAAAAUGAACGCUGCCCCAUAGAGCUCUCCGUUGCGAAAUUGCACGUCAUCGCAUUGAAUGUUGAAUAACGCCAUGGAAAGCGCCAGCGAGACAGCUGUCCGCGGGUUCCGCGCGCGCGCGAACGAGCGCCGCUGAAAGCCACUUUAAACGAUCUUAACUCUUGUCGCGGAGUGAGCAGCCGUGACUCUUGUAACAAAUCCGCUCGGCGAAAUAAAAUAAACGGCGCGGAGAGCGCCGAGAGAAAAACGAACGAGAGGCGUGGACGUUUCUCUAAUUACCGGGCCCGGCCGGAUCGUAAAGGCCUUUACUACUUGCGAGCGAGCGAGAGGCCGGCUCUACGACGUAUCGAGAACGUGUCGGCGCCUUUUUCCGAGGCGCACACGAGGCAUCCUCGUUAGAGCGAGAACGAGCGAGAGGUCCCGCGGACGACAGAGGGAAUUGAGAAAGGGACGGAGGAAUUAACGAGGACCAUCCGUAGGGUGGAGAGUUGAGAAACUCCCGUCGGGUACUUGGCACGUUCGAUUUGUCAUCCUCAUUAUCCGCCGUAUAAAUAACCGGAUCGCAAGUGUCACGCGCAUUUGUCUGAAUGACUACACGAUCCAUGCGCCGCGAUGACAAAUGCCGCCGGUUUUCUCCCGGCCGUUUCUCGGAAUCUCCAUUUCCACUUCUGGAUCCGCGCGCGAUUUUAUCCCAGACAACGAUCUUGAGUCGGGGAAAACGCGCCAGAGAGAUCGCAGUUGUAUGGAAUAUCGAUGGAAAUCGUGUUGGUCGCGCGUCUCCCCGGCACGUCAAAAUCAAUGCUCGUCAUUAAAGAAGGGGGGGGGGAGGCAGGAGGGGGAUAGCAGGGGAGUCCCAUGAAAGCGCCGUGCUCGCACUGUGCGGUCCGAUAAUAACUCACUCCGAAGAUCUCGACCACGACCAAGGCAACAGUUGCAGGCCUGUGAUAGAGCCGGACGAUAUUUCUCCGGCCGGAUACCUCGAGCGUCUGGCUCGUGGCAGCCGGCGGUUGUUGGAAUGUCGGAUAAAAGCGACCGGGCGCGGCUGUCAGCGAGAGAGGUGUCCUAGGGGGUGUCAAGGGAGGAGAAUGAGAGAGAGAGAGGGGGUCGCGGGAGGGCUACGGGAAAGGUGGAUGUAGUCUCUGCCCUCUCUGCCACCUCACAGCCGACUAGUUUUUCGUUAGCUCGUCGUCCCGUGAAAUCUGUCACACCCCGCCUGUAGCCUAUAGCGGGACGGACGCGGUCGGACAGCGAGGCAUCCCUCGUAACCAUCGCCCUAAGCGCACGUGUACAUGCACGCGUCGUCGCGCGCCGGUGUUUGCACACACACACACACACACACACGCGCGCACAUGAAUACGUAACGUGCGGACGUGUGCAUACAUACGCACGCACGCGCCUAUAUACAUGCAUAACGCGCCGACGUUUAUAUAUCGGGUGUGCGCUUUGACAAGCGCACCGUUCGACGCAGUCAUUCACCGACCGCAAGCGUUCUCGAUUGGCCCUCUGCUCGCCGACCGAACCGCCGCCGCCGCCGCCGCCGCCACGCCGCCUUGAUUCGGAACGAGGUUGCCAAUACAGCCGGGCUUGUAAUGUCCGCCGGCGGGCAGGUAUAGGCACAGGUAAACCCCGAAUGUGCGGGCCUCGUAAUCCACGCAUGCUCCCAAGGAGAGGAGAUAACGCAGGAAAUAUGCGCGGUAUGAAUGGAACGAGCGAGCGAAAUUCGCCCGCGGCGAAGAUGAGAAAACCGUCGCGAUCGGCGGCGAUGGAUAUGUCACGCGUGGCUAGUCAAUUUCGCAAUUCGCUUUGAUAUGCGAACGGUUCUCCGGGUCGUCGUCGGGGGGACGGUUCAGCGGGCGGCGAGCGGUGUCCGGGAAAAACGAAAAAAACUCGAGAACCUCGCAUCUCCCGGCUACCGGCGGAAUAAGGAUUUAUAUCGCUGGUGUCUCCUUCGUGACAUAAUCUGGAAAUGUGUUGCGCGCGGACGCGGGGCUUUGUAAAAACCGUGGAUACGAAGUAUAAGCACGAGGUAAGCGAAACCCGUCCGUGUUGUCGCGACAAGAGAAUAAACAUUAAUAAUAAGAAUGUAAACGUUUCUCUUAGCGGGAAAUAAAACUUGACGACGGUUUCACGAAGUUCCAUUAAGCUAAUGCAAAAUGUAUAAUAAAAUUACCAGGAAUAACUAUUCUCUUAAUUAUGUUUCGGAAGAGUUUGUAAUGCGAUUAACUGAUGCAAUUUUAGAUAAUUUGAAGAAAAAAAAAACCACGUGAGCGACAGCAAUCAUAAGAAAGACUUACACACGUGCGUGUGCGUGUGUUUCUAGUCUCCACACUCGUAUUUAUGUCGAUUUCCCUCGCAUUUACGAGAGCACGAUCUACGCAUCAUUAGAAGAUGAUCGACGUUAUAAGCGGUCUUCGUACAGUUCGUUGGCUCUCGCUUUAUAUGUGAUUACCUUCGAACUGGGUUAUCUACAUCGUAUCAGCACUAGGUUCCAGCUUGACUCGCGCAAAAGUGGGCCGGUCAGCCCCGAGGCUGUAGGCCAAUUCGUAUUAAGCACUCGAGGACCGACGGAAGGAAAUUCGUAAGACAGAGACGGGCUGAAAGAGUGAGGGAGAAAAAAAGUAGAUUUUGCUAGAGGGAAGAAAAGAAAGCCGAAAGAUUAACCGGCUUCGGGCACUUUAUGAUUAAAAAAAAAAAAAAACAAGUAUCGAAAAAGAGAGAGAAAGAGAUCGUUCUAAAGAUCGAGCACCACGUGUGCGGGCAGCAGAGAUAAUUGCAUGGCGAUAAUGAGGCUGAUUUAGAGGUAUCGCGUCGAUGCCGAGCGGAGAUCGUGAUUCAACAAGUGAAGAAGCGAGGUCGAAAGACUCGGCGAACGCGAAAACGUUCUGAGGAUCAGAAAUGAAAUGUUCCUGCCGGCUGUUUCUGAGAGAAGAAUCGCGAAGAGAAGUCCGUGUAGGAGAGAAUAACGGUUAGAAAAUUAGACGUCGGUCUGCCCCGAGGCAGCUUACGUUUCUGCCGGGGAUCAGACGUGUGGAAAAUCGUGAGGGAGAGAAAAGAAGGGACUCUAACCUCUAACAAGGACAAAGUGAAGUCAAAGCGAAGAAAAAACGAGGGGUCGAGCGAGAGUAAUCAGCACGCGCCGUUCUAAUGGAUACAAUUAUAACAGGAGUCAAUUUUUAAAUAUUAUUCCGCCGUCACGAAGUUUCAUUUAUACGUCUGUCGCGAAAUAUAUGAAAAGAAGAAAUUGUUUUGGAAGAAUAGUUUACAUGCUGUUAGUAAUGUUGUAAGAAAGAAAUUUUACUCAUAAUAAUCCCAGACGUCAAUUUGGAGGGGACGAGAAACUGAUUAAAUACGGGCUAAUCAAGACAACGUGCAGGCAUGCGAAUAGGGCGCACAUAAUUAAGUAAUAAUAUUGAUGUAGAAAUGAAGAUAUUGAUUCAGACGAGAAUAGCAUUACCGGAGAAAUUAUACCUGUUUACUUAGGAGAAAUUGACCACACACCUUACUACCGAAGAACCUGUUCUCACGGUGCAAACGAACAAAUCUUAGAAACUACUCUCUCUAUAAACAAAUUUGAAAAAGAAAGACGCGUGGUUGAAAUUAGAAAUUGUACAAAUUAACAUUAAUUAAAUUAAUUAACAUUAUUCACACAAUCGUGAAAUACUUCUAAAUCAUAAAUCAUGUAUUUAUAAUAAUCACACAAUUAAAUUUUUUCUUAAAAACGCCUGUCGCAAAUCCAUUUGGCUGGCAAAAACCCGGCAGUAAAAAGGCAGCUAAGGGUGCGCAAAUAAAUUGACAAAAAAUAUCAUUACCAGACUCAUCUUCGAGUACAUCGUAAAAAGUAUCAAUUUGCGAGCGAAUAUACGGGGGUGGGGGGGUGGAACGACGAUAGGGUUCACGGAGACGCGUGGCCCGAUAGGUCAAAGAUCGCAUCGAGGACAGAGAGAAAGGACCGUGAAAGUUACGAAGCAAAGAUUGUGGAAAAGCCGUGCCAAGCCGAGAAGUGGAUGUCUCGAAGUGGUGUUGUAUCCCGGAGUCGGAGGGGACCGUCAUAAACGUGAUUCUCGAGUGGCGUUUAUAGCUCUCCCGUUUCGCACAAGGAAUAAAUAAAUACAAGAUCUACGCCCACGUCAAAGGGAGAUAGGAGUUAAAGAAGAUAAGGCGGCGAAGUGGACGAAAAUGAGCAGGCAAAGUGUACCACCCCCGGGUAUCAAUUCCUGCGAGAGGAUCAGACCGGAGCGACCUAGAAAUACGAUACAGAGACUGGUAUGGGGUCCCGGGACGCAGUUCCAGGUCGGUCAUCUCGGUAUCCCGGAAGAUGAGGGCUCGAAUCCGCGAAUGGCGUUGAGAAGACUGCUGAGGUUGUACGAGGGCAGGCAAUAUAGGGAGGCAGCUGGCUUCCUGAUGAAAUUGCCGCAUUACACCUUAAAGGCUGCAUUACCGGAUAUUCCGGUGGACCUGUUGAUCGAAACGCUACCUCACAGCCUCACCUUGCUGGAGGCACUCUACUCCCGAUUAGUGGAACUAAAUGUCAGCGAUACGAAGAUCCUGCGAAUCGAGCAAGUCCUAUGGAGGAUAGUACACUUGAUAUCGACCAGUCAAGAUCAUUUCCGACCGCGGAUCUGGUGCAAACUUCUCGUGUCAUUGAACAGAUUAUCGCCGAACACGAAGAAUACAUUACUAUCGAGAAGACGUGCCCUAGAGAGAGCUGUAGAAGGACUCGGCAAGCACGGAUUAGUACCCUCCUCGCAGACGAACAUCUCGGAGAACUCUGUUACCCCGAAUUUAAUACCAUUGCCGGUAGCGCUGAAAGAGGACCUCGAGACGCGAACAGAAGCAUACAAAUUAGCGUUGCACAAGAUCGAGAACUUAGGCAAGCACUCUGGGGCCAGUAAAGCGGAUCAAGGUGUACAAGCGGCUUCGCAUCAGCGGCAGCUUUCCCUGAAGUACAGCGAGAUUCAGCAGCGGCUGAUCGAUAAUCAGAGUCUGCUGAACACCCUGGAGAAAGCGGGCGGACCGUGCAGCUUGGAGAAUCUACUUGCGGAGCUGAAGCGCCGGGUCGAGCAGGAUAAGGAGGCGCUCCGGCAGUGGACGGCCUUGAGGAAAUCGACCUCCGGAUCGACGAACGCGAAGAAUCCGGCCCUCGCCGCCAGAUUGUUGCAGUUUUCCAGGGGCUGCGCGCUCGCCCUGCAGUUCAUGAGCGAGGAUAAUCCGCAGGUUUUCCAUCUAGACGAAAAUCUCGGCGACGACUACGAGGAGGAGUCCAGUAGCGCCGGCUAUCACACGGACGAGAGUUGCAGCCCGACCCCGGAGCCGGUUGUAACGGGCAGCAACUGCGAGGUACUCAGCGUGGAAGAGAAUUGCUCUGAUUUAACCUCGGCAAAUAUCACAGUGGAACAACUCGCCGAGAGGUACGGCGCUCUCUAUGCUCAGGCCAACUUGCAUACCCUGGAUGCCCUGGACGCACUGGAGUCCCUCAAGGACGCCCCUGAUUUAAAAGCGAAGAUUCUCUACUCCGUGGUAGUGCUCUCGUGGCGCGUAGCCGGCAUGGUCCAGACAUCGAGGCGCCUAGAAGCCUUGAAGAUCCUGAACGGCGCGGCCGCAACCCAGACGACGGCGGCGACUCCGGAGCUCGAGGAAUGCAUAAGGAGGCAGCUGGCCACUUCCGGGGCGCAGACCGGUUCCCGUGAGGUCGCCGAGCAGGUGGUCAACCAAUUGGAGAGGACACUGUACGACUUUCCGUGUUUGCGUGGCUGCGCCGAGGUCAAGAGUUACGCCACCGCGUGCUCCACUUUGGCCUGGGCGUGCCUGGCACGUUCCACACCGCUGGUGCUCGAUGCGGCGCAAAGUCUGGAGUUCCGCAGAGAGGUCCACGUGAGGCAUCACGCCUCCCCGAAUCUCCACGGGAUCAGGAUCAGAUCGGUCCUGUGGCCGGGACUUCGGGAGGGCUGCCAAGGUCCCUGUCUUCACAGAGCUGUUGUGCUAACUUGUUGAAACACUAUUGUUCUAAAAAAAGAAAAAAAAAAGAUAAGGAAAAGGAGGACUCGUGGGAGAAUUAUCUUUGAAAAGCAUGUUCAUAAAAACAUUCAUAAGCAUGAAAUGUUUGAAGAUAUACAGAGUCCAUUAAAUUGAGGGACUCGUUCAAUAAAACUCUGCAAUAAUUUUCUAAGAAAUUAGUCAAAUGUAAGUUAAUAAUUAAAUACUUAAUAGUGACAAAAAAUUUAUCGUUUUAAAACGAUAUUAUAUUUUAAGGAAAAGUUUCGAAAAAAACUUUACACAAAAUUUUAUACAAUAUGUAAUUGGAAAAUAUAUCAUGACACAAAUAUUUCUGUGCAUUUAUCAAUUUAGGAAAUAUAACGUCUUUGUACAAAGUCAUCAGAAGUGCAAUUAUUACAUAAUUUGACAAUGAAAAGAGAGAAAUGCACGAGGUCGAACCUGCUAAUUGAAUGCGCAAUGAAAGGCGGAGGCAAUCCCGCGUGGGAUGCUGCACCGCAGCGUGCUCCAAUUUCAUUAACGCUUAUGAUAUGCAUUCUACACCGUUGACACUUGAUGCCGCAACCGGACCUUAAAUUUCAGAAAUGUUACUCGGGCGUGUUGCUCUCGUGAUUCCGCUAACCGCAGAAUCAAGAAUUCGGAGUAGUGUAACACGGUGUGUUGCAAUGUAUCGUAUUCUUGUAUACACGUUUAUCUACAUUAUAUUGAUAAAAAA
Monomorium pharaonis (pharaoh ant) is the source of this 10721-nucleotide messenger RNA. RefSeq lists its product as uncharacterized. Gene Ontology annotation, cellular component: mitochondrial outer membrane. The record is from RefSeq and is a predicted model, not a curated record. Bases 8192 to 10006 code for a protein of 604 amino acids. Gene Ontology annotation, biological process: mitophagy by internal vacuole formation; mitochondrial protein catabolic process. The transcript has 6 exons. NCBI's taxonomy places the organism in Eukaryota, Metazoa, Arthropoda, Insecta, Hymenoptera, Formicidae.